AUGCCUAGCACGCUGUUUCUACGGCUCCUUACCAGGUCAGCAUGGUCUAGCUCGCGUGGUGUCUUUAUGCCCGCCGCCGCCGCCGCCCUCCCACCAAAGAGCACCAGCAUUCGGCGGUUUGGGCAGACUGCUGGCCGUAGCAAGGCCGCAGGGGAGGAUGAUCCCAGACUCAAGGAAACGUUGGGGAGGGAGAUUGCAGACGACUAUGCUACUCUGCGGACCAACUACGCAAGCCCCAAGCUGCCCGUCGUGCUGGCGCACGGCCUGCUCGGCUUCGCCACCCUGGAGCUGGCGCAGCUUUUCCCGCCCAUCGAGUACUGGCACGGCAUCCGGGCGGCGCUCGAGGCGCGCGGCGUGACGGUCAUCACCCCCUCGGUGCCGGCCUCGGCCUCGAUCCAGGUGCGGGCCGCGCGCCUGGCCGAGCAGAUCGCGGCCGCCGUGCCCGCCGGGACCCCCGUCAACAUCGUGGCGCACUCGAUGGGCGGCCUGGACGCGCGCCUCAUGGCCUCGCCCGCCUUUGAGCCGGAGCUGCUCUCGAGGAGCGCCACGGCCGGCCGCCGCCUCAACGUCGCGUCCCUCGUGACCGUGUCGACCCCGCACCACGGCAGCUCCUACGCCGACCACGUCAUCGCCGCCCUGGGUCCCCGGCGCUUCGAGCGCGCCCGCGGCGUGCUCGCCUCGGCCACGGGGUGGAGCGACACGGGCGCGUUCGAGCAGCUGACCCCGCGCCACAUGGACGCCGUCUUCAACCCGGCCACCCCGGACCACCCGGACACGGCCUACUUCUCGUACGGCGCCAUGACGGACGGGCCGCCGCCGCUCAUGUCGCCCUUUCGCGUCUGCCACCGCGUCAUCGAGGAGCGCGAGGGCCCAAACGACGGGCUCGUGUCGGUCCGCAGCGCCCGGUGGGGGUCGUACCGCGGCACCAUCAAGGGGGUCACGCACCUGGGGCUCAUCAACUGGACCAACCGCCUGAGCUGGUCCGUGAGAAAGAUGCUGGGCCAAAAGGAAACCUUCAAUGCGCUGGCCUUUUAUCUUGACAUAGCAGACAUGCUCGCCAAAGAAGGCUACUGAGAUAUCCAAUCUCUACUCUUUCUCACUGAUUUGUUACACAUUGCAUGGCGUCAAGUGAUGGCAUAGACACGCCAGGGAGCUGGAUUCCGCUCGCCUGACGACAUUAAUUAUGGUGUUCUAUAGAUGAAGAAUUUGCAGAAAAAAAUAUAGCUCAGGUUUCCAGAUAAAAAGACUCCGUGGUACGGCAUUUAUGACGUUUUAAUGCGCCGCGGAUAUCGGAACUUGGACCAAUAUCUCAGACAAUGUAGC
Gaeumannomyces tritici R3-111a-1 is the source of this 1323-nucleotide messenger RNA. RefSeq lists its product as hypothetical. Bases 1 to 1074 code for a protein of 357 amino acids. The record is from RefSeq and is a predicted model, not a curated record. The transcript has 3 exons. Gene Ontology annotation, molecular function: triacylglycerol lipase activity. Lineage: Eukaryota; Fungi; Ascomycota; Sordariomycetes; Magnaporthales; Magnaporthaceae.